Pygocentrus nattereri (red-bellied piranha) is the source of this 3158-nucleotide messenger RNA. RefSeq names its product 2,3-bisphosphoglycerate mutase (gene bpgm). Gene Ontology annotation, molecular function: intramolecular phosphotransferase activity. Lineage: Eukaryota; Metazoa; Chordata; Actinopteri; Characiformes; Serrasalmidae. The record is from RefSeq and is a predicted model, not a curated record. Gene Ontology annotation, biological process: glycolytic process. The transcript has 3 exons. Bases 98 to 874 code for a protein of 258 amino acids.
GGUUGUGUUGACAGUGGUUCCUCUGUCAGCCGUAUAUGGUGGAGAACAGCUUAAGUACUUGUCAGUUUUGUUGCUGAGGCCUUCACACUACUCCUUAAUGUCGAAGCACAAACUCUUCUUGCUGCGGCAUGGUGAGGGGGCGUGGAACAAAGAGAACCGCUUCUGCAGCUGGGUGGACCAGAAGCUGAGUGAGAAUGGCGUUGUGGAGGCUCAGGAGUGCGGCCGGUUGCUGAAGGAGCAUGGCUACAAGUUUGAUCAUGUUUUCACGUCGAUUCUCAGCCGCUCCGUUCAAACAGCCUGGCUUGUGCUGGAGGCCAUGGGCCAGGAGUGGGUCCCUGUCACCAAGUCAUGGAGGCUGAACGAGCGUCAUUAUGGGGCUCUGAUUGGCCUGAACCGGGCCGAGAUGGCCCAGAAGCACGGCGAGGAGCAGGUUAAGCUGUGGAGGCGGAGUUAUGACAUCACUCCACCCCCCAUUGAUGAGUCACAUCCUUAUUUUGCAGAGAUCUACAAUGAUCGCAGGUAUAAGACGUGUGAUGUGCCCAAAGAGAAGCUGCCCAAAACUGAAAGCCUGAAGGAAGUGCUGGAAAGACUCUUGCCUUAUUGGAAUGACAUCAUUGUUCCUGAAAUCAAGAGUGGCCAAACAGUCCUUAUUUCAGCUCAUGGAAACAGCUGCAGAGCUUUGCUGAAACAUCUAGAAGGUGUAUCUGAUACUGAAAUAGUCAAUGUCACUCUUCCCACUGGGAUACCAGUUCUGCUGGAGUUGGAUGAAGAUCUUCGGCCUGUUAAACCUCGAGAGCUCCUGGGUGACCAAGCCAAAAUUCAGGCAGCUAUCAAAAAAGUGGAAGAUCAAGGAAAAGCUAAUGCAGUGAACUAAAUAAUGGUUUUAUUAGGGAUGAUUUGCUCUUGACGAGUCUGUUUAUUGAUUAUAAGGUUGACAGAGGUGACAGUAGGAGGUAUCUUGUUCAUGAUGCACUGAAAAGAGUAUGUAGUUACACUGUGCACAUUUUGUGGUCAAAUUGGCGUAGUUACUGGUUUUAGUGUGAGUUUGGAAUCUGGCAGAAAUUUAAAAAAGGCUUGCAAAAACCUGUCCUGCUUGGACAGGGUGAGAGUCGCUGAUUAUUGAAAGGAUAGGCAUAUAUUUUUGUAUUGGUAAAAGACCUUGGUAUAUGAGAAUUACAGUAGGCUGAUAUAUAGCUGUAAUAAUUGCUCUGUAGUGAAGUAUGCUUGCAGCUUUAUUAUUAUUUGCUAAAUUUGUCUUUGAAUAUAGAAGGCCAAUGGUGCCUUUGUCUUAAAAGGGAGUAUCCAUUAUUUUUAACAUAAUGAUGUUUUAGUAGAAGGCAUUACCAGCUGCUUCAAUGUAUUUACAGGAUUUUAACAGUUUAUGCACUUAAAAACAAAAUGUACCUCAACAUGAUUACCAGCGGGGACAGUUUAAUCCUGACAUGACUUCACCAGUGAGCCUGUUCUCAUAGAUCCACUUGUACUCACAUGCCUAUAGUUAUUUUGGAUGGAAACAUACCCUGCUGCCAUAUUUUAAUUGAGUAAGACAAAGGAGCAUUCAGAUUUGCUUGUGUUUUUUUUUUUUUUAGUUAGGUAAGCCCUGUGCUGUGAAUGUCACUUCAUCCUAAGUAUUAGGUUUGUUUGUGCACCUUAAAUAUUAGCUAGUAUUUAAAUAAUACCACUGGUUACACACUCAGUAACUUAUUUAUUUAUUUUUUUUAAUGCACAAAUCUUGUAAUAAGUCUCAUUUCUGAUAAAUGUAUGUUUGUGUUGUGUUGGAAACUCUGAUGAAUGAUGUAUUUUGAAAGUCCAUUGACAUGAAGUUGGUGGGCCAGAAGCUCAGCGUUCAUAAUGUGAUUCAGCCUGUAAGCAAACAGUCCAUGCGGUGCUGUGCAGGAGACCACCUGUUUAAUGAAUUUCCAGUCAAAACAGGCAUUAAGUACAAGUUACAAAGCAGCCUCAACAAUGGCAGUGGGAGCCAAAAGUCUGAGGGCACUGGUGAAAACGUUUACAAAGGACACUAUCAUUUUAACAAUAUGAGAGUAAAGUAGAAAUUUUGACCAGUGUGGCUGCAGGUUUUCACUCCAACAAAGCAGGACGUCACCUGAUGAAAUGUUUGAAUGCUAAGACCAACUGUGCUUCAGCUUUAUUAGAGUGAAAACCUGCAGCCACUUUGGCCCUUAGCAGAUAAGAUUGGACACCACUGGUUUACAUGAAUCUUAGAGUUUUUUAGUAUUUGGUCUGUACUUCUUUCACUUUAAUGACAGCAUGUGCUCGAGCUGGCAGGGACUCCUCAAGUUUGAGCAGAGGUCUCUGAUAAGUAGAUCACCUGAGAGUCAUCUGAACAUGAGCUUCAAUGGAAGUAAUAAAGUUAAAAGCAGUGUGUAACCUUUUUUACCAAGGUCUUAAUAUGAUUGAUUUCACAUAUUCGCUUCAAGUUCAAUAGUGAUCUAUAAGUAGUGCAGAAUUCUGAAUAUUACUUCCUCUUUUUAAUUGUUACAACUUUUCCUGGUUUUACAUUUUCAAUAUUCUAAAACUUCGUUAUUUAUUUGCAGAUUUAAAUGAAAAAAUACUAGAUUUUCAAUGUGGUCUUCGUUCCUUAGACUGUAUAUUUUCUGCUUUUAUCCUGAUACUGAAAAAUGAAUAACUUGUACAUAAUGGCUGCUUUAAGUUUAAAUUGAUUAAAUAACUGAAGGGUAAUCGCUGACUAAACUCAUGGUUUUCAUGCAUGAUUUUUACUGGAUGGAUCAGGGUUUUUAAGUCUGAAAGCCUUCUGUGUUCACUGUGUCCUGUGUUCGUAUUUUGUCACUGUGUGUUUGAUACUGUACUGUAUUUAUAGUGAAUUUCAGUCUGUGUCCAUGCUUUUAUUUUUACUUCAUUUUAUGUUAUGUUAUAGAACUACUGCUGUUAUUUAUGACUUAUUUCAUGGUGAUGUGCAAAGCUCAUCUUCAUUGCUGAAGCAUAAACAUUUGUUUGGUGAUGCAGUUUAAUGUAAUGCUAUAAUGAGUUAUGGUUCUAAACUCAUGUGCUUCCACAGGGUCUAAAUAAGGUUCUCGGAUUGUUUAAAAAGGAGAGGAUUCCCUUCAAUCUGCUCUUUUUCAUUGCUGGACUGUAAAAUGCAGAUAUAAAGUGCAAUAAAACUACUGGCUCUAGUUGUA